Durusdinium trenchii is the source of this 675-nucleotide messenger RNA. Lineage: Eukaryota; Dinophyceae; Suessiales; Symbiodiniaceae. The record is from the annotation of a GenBank genome assembly.
AUGGCUGCUCCUACCAUCGUGGUUGAUGAGUCCCAGGUGGAUGGUUUGCCAGAGACCCAGGCGUACUCUGACUUGCCAGUCCCACCGACGCAGGUUGCUGAGCCUGAGAAGAGUGACACUUGGCCACAUGAUGCUCAGCCCAGAGACACUUUCAUGAGUGAGGAGAAGGUUGGCGAGAAGCCUGAGACCGGUGAGACUGCUCUCACUGGCCCUGCUCAACCUGAGCCCGAUAGGGAAGCUGAGGUGCCUGCUGCCCAGCCGUCGCAGGGACUUGUUCGGCAAAAUGCUUUUCUUGAGGAGGAAGUUGACUCCCAAGUGGUGAUUUGCAAGAAGUGUCACCUUGAGCAGGACAUCAACACCGUUGUCAUCCGUGGUCCUCGGGAAAUGUGGUGUCGGGCGUGCAAUGCGUUGUAUACGCUAUUGCGCCGCAACUUAGCCUGGCCUCCGGUCCAAUUUGCUACUAUGACCAAGGAACAGCAAGCUCAGUUCUUCUCCCAGUGCCAAAAGGACCGGGAGGAAUCGAUGAAGAGUUCCUUUUGCUUUUGCCGUGUCAAGGACACGCUGACAAAGGUGAUGAUCGAGGAGCAGGUCAAGCAGCGACGAUUAGAGGUGUCGGUGUCGGAAAGCGAUAUCCAGUCCUCAGUGGAGCGCAGCGUCUUGGAGGCCGAGCGCAAC